AGCAUCUCGAGUAAAAAUUCACCUUGUCUAUCGUUUUUUCUACACUGCAUUUUCAGACCGGCCAGUGCUUUUGUCAUUUACUUCCAAUCCCCCAAGUCCAAUCAUAGCCGGUACAGCCGUUAAUUUGACUUGCGAAGCAGCACCAAGUCCCAACGCUCCGUGGUAUAAUUUUGUAUGGCGUCGGAUCGGUAGUCGAAUACCACCUGUUCAUUCUACCGUAAGACUUUCCGACACAGUGUCAGUGCUUACGCUGACCGCCGCACGAUCGACAGACGAUGGAACAUACAGCUGCCGUGUUACGCGUGACCUGGACAGCAGCGGUUCUAUUUGGUGGAAUGAUGAAAAAUGGAAAGAUCUUGCCAUCGAAGGUAGACAGAAUCAAAACAAAGACACUGCGACCAGUUUUCUGGACAACAGAACACUCACUCCCGACCAGCUGAUUUUGAAGUUGGAUGUGUAUCACCCACCUGCAAACUUGACGUUCUCUACGGAUCCAAUCGGACCACAUCGAGUCGGUAGUACUGUGACACUUACCUGUCUCAUUCAUGGAGGAAAACCAGAACCAGUUAUAAAUUUCUAUCGUAUAACUGCCACAGAUGAUGAUUCGGUUUCCGCGUCACACAACCUACAAUAUUUCAAUCGCUCGGGAUCCCAAAACGAGAAGAUACGAAUUCGUCAUGGCUUGGCAACUCUGUCGUGGAUAGCACACCGGGAGGAUAACGGUAUAAAAUUCGGUUGCUCUGCAGCCAGUGUGGAGAGGCAGAAAAUUGCACAUUCUAUUCUUAAUCUGUUUGUCGAAUGCACCGAAUUAUUUUCAGUUCCCCCGGGACCCCCCAUCUUGACUGCGUUUCCACAAUCGGCCGUGAGUGAGAAUAGAACGCGUAUUUUCAAGUGCCGCUCGUCUAGUGGAAGUAACCCACCGGCCUUAGUGAAGUGGAAGCUAUACACUUCGGUUGAUUAUAUCACCAGUUCUGGGACGGGCAGUCCCAAACAACCCACUAUCUCAAGAGCUUUGGAUCGAUUGCUCUCGGGAACCAAGGAGGCACACGUGUUUGAUGCAUCGGAAAUUGAUGAUUUUCAAGCAGACGGUCGCCAAGUUACGAGUGCAUACCAAGGUACACAUCACCGGGACCCAAAUAACCAGGGCUUUAUAGCCUAUGGAGAGGCCCGCCUGGUCAGUCGACCGUGGUACAAUGGAGCUCGUGUAAGCUGCCACUUGGAUUGGCCUGUGAAAAACGUGCUAUCCAAUACGACCUCCAACGCCAACCAUUCAGAAGAGGAUUUGGAAUAUCUGAAGCCCGCUUACCUCACGACAGAAGUGUUUUUUGCCCCUUCAAUUGUCACGCUGAGUGUGGAUCCUCGAAAUGGCAUACAGGAAUUCAGUGGCCAACAAGUCAUCGAAUGCGCCACGACCUCCUCCAUCCCACAAGCUCAAAUCACGUGGUUGCGAAGACGACCGAAGCAAGUGGCGGCACAGGAAAACUCUACUCAGCCCGAAAAGCAAGCUGAAUCAAGUUGUUGUGGGACGCUUGAAGAUCCAUUGGAAACAUUCAAGGACGAUGAGAUUGUGGAGGAUGGAGUGAAUAUAGAUAUGCUCCCAGGAUUGUACGGUGGAAAACGUGUGGUGAGUCGGUUAACGUUGACCAACGUAUCCCGUGAUGAAGAUGGAACAAUAUUUGUAUGCAAGGUCACUCACGUGGAGUGGCUGAAAAGUAUCGGGCGUUUGUAUCAACUGGUCGUGCUCUACCCACCAACGAUGACGAUCAAUCUCGAGGCGCCUUCCCAGAUUGAGUCCCAAAUUCCAUCACAUAUUUCAUUGACAUGCGUUGCGACUGGUGGUUGUCCGGCAUUUCCAAACGUCUACGGUAUUACGAAUCGCUCCCUACUAGCUACGCACAAUUUUGUCGAUCAUUCGGUUGCGUGGAAGUUUUCUUGGACGUUCCACGCCACGUUCCCUCAUCCUUCAGAUGCUCAAGGAAAUGAGGUUUCUCGGAGCCUUUUGGAGAAUCACAUUCAUCCGGUGUUGGCGAUUCGGCAUCCAAAGAUAACCCAUUUCGGAGAAUAUACGUGCCAUUUGGAGGGACCUGGUGGUUCGACACACGUAACCAAGAUGGUUCAGUUUGCAUUCCCACCGGAAAUAGUCCCACAUGGUGCCACCGUGUUCACUGCAGCUGUGGGUUCACCCGUUGUGAUGGAAUUGUACGUGUGGACAUUUCCGUAUCCCACGAGUGGAAUUGCGAAAUACGAGCGGUACUUUACGCCCAACAAGCUUCCUUUUUGCCGUCAACCUGCUGGUCUACUGAGCAUAGCCAAUAAAGUGCGAGAGCAAUCUACGAACCACAGUUUCGUUUGGUUCAAAGUGCCAAAAUCGGAAGGCGUCACCAACUCAUUUGUCACUUCUAGACAGAUACUCUCCGUGAUCUCCCGAGGUCCAGUAACAAAUGCUCAAAAGUAUGAUGAUCGUCUUUGGAGUGACGUUAUCCUGGUUAAUUUUGCUUCUAACUACUUGGGACGUGCCACCAGUCUGCAGCAAAAUCAAAGUCUGAAGAAAAUACCUACGUUGGUUUACCGACUGUUUCUCACCUCAGUAGCAACAACGGACUACGGGGAUUAUAUGCUUGAGAUUGAACACCCUAGCGGACGCAAAACGUUCCUUGCUCGCCUCCAACCACCGGCGAAAAACCCACCAACUAGUUACAAAACGAUUACUACUCACUCGGUCCCAAACAUUUUCCAGUUGACUGAAAAAUACUUUGCUCAAUAUUUUGUCAAAGAAUGCACACAAACAACGGUAAUUAUUUGCCCCGUGCGUCAAAUCCGAGCAGCGAUGCGUCCAAACACUCCGAUUAAGACAGUCAUCAGGACCCUUGUGACAGAUGAAGUAUAUCAUAAACGAGAGAUCAGAACUCACUGCUUUUCACGUGCGCUUUUGAUCACUUGUGUGUGUUUACUUCCAGCGUCAUCCGAAUAUAACACCUACAAGAUAGAAUUUAGGCGAACAGGUGCUACCGUACAACUUCGAUUUGAUCCAAAGUUUAUGAGAGCCCAAAUGUACAUGCCUCACGCGGGCGAGAAUAGAGUGAUUCAGAAUCAACUGCAACCUGCAAACAAACGCGAAACCCCAUCGAUUGGGUCGGACAAAGACAGCAUUUCUCGUAUACUACUACGCGUAUGUACACUUCCUGCACCUAAAUCCAUGGACAGCAGUUCAAACGGAAACUGUGAUGAUCAGGUCAGCGUUUACGCGCAAACAAAUGAACCACUGUUGGAGUCAUCCUCUUCCGGAGAACCAGUAGAUCCCCCAGUGUGCGUUGACCGUCUGCUUGAGCAACCGGAGAAAGGACUUGCAACCGUUCAUCUGCUAUCUACAGAAACAUAUCACCCAUCACCUGCUGGCUCCCCGUGGUACUUUCAACAGCCACUCGGUCCAGGACAAGAUGAAAGAAUCAGAUCAGGAUCCGGCGAUCCGGUUAGACGUUCCUUGUUGGUAGUCUCUCGAGGCCGGGACCAUACUUUAUCAGAAUAUCCCGACAGGCCUAAAAGUUAUGAGAUUGACUGGGCACAGGUCGCGCGCCUGACAUAUCAGUUCCGGUUUUAUAAUGCUUACGGUGGCCUCCUGAGAAGCACCGAAUGGUUUUAUGAAGAUUCUGCUUCGCCAAUGAAGUCUCAGUCUAUGGAAAACGCGACCAGCAACAAGCCCUCUCUUGGUCUACUACUCUGGCUACUUCUAGUUGCUAUGCUCCUGAUUGCCGCAUGUUCCAUCAGUCUCCUUCUGAUAAUACACCGAAAACGUAGAAGAAAACGCGAAAUCUCCAUGGUGGUGGAUCACCGCUGCAUGUCUUUGAAAAAUGCGCUCGAUGGUGACAGAAACGAGUUAUUCGAUCAACAAUCUCACAACUGCCGGAUUGACAAUUUCUACGUCGCAAAUGCAUCCGUCGUAGACAGCCCAUGUCCCAUCAUCGGAAGAAGGGAAAAGCUGACCAGCAAGGUACUGCCCAAAACCACGCAGUCAGCUGUGGCAGACAGUGCAAAUGAGAGUAUGUGUUCCCCAACGGGCUCUUUCCAAUUCCUGCCAACACUAAUUUCAAAAGGAAGUCCAGCUUACAAAGCUGACGGUUUGUCAAGUGGCAUUGAACAUUCGCCGGAUCCAAAGGUGUGGCGUGCGUGUCACAUGAGGCCUCGACACAAUUCAGCGGAUGAGACGGAUUCGAUUAUUUUCUCUCACGAAUUGGCUCAACUUGUCUCUGGAUCUGGAAAUGCAACAAGCAUGGCAAGCCCAUUUCUAGCUAAUAGACGUCACCAUCCUUCACCGAAGAUGCAAUUAAGUCCACACUUAACAGUACGGUUUAAUAAUCCUAUUUCCGGAGUGGUGGGGCCAUUGCACAUUCAUAACAAGUGCUUCCCUGGAAGACCCAUUCAUGCAUGCACCAGUCAGCUUGUACCCGAACUAAGCCUUCUACCACUGACACCAACACCUUGUCGACCAGCGGAUAUAUCUCCUUACAAGCACAUCACAAAGUCCUACACAGAAUCACCAGUUAGUUCGCCAGUACAGCUUUCACGCCUACAUGCCCCACCAACCAAACCGGGGUCCCCAUUUGAUACCGAACGCUAUCGUCAUGACACUUCUCUGUUUAGCCGCAAAAAAUCAAUGAUUACGUCAAUGAACGGUACUGAGCUUGGGCUUCUUGGUCAUAUCGAAUGUAAUGGUGAGAAGCUGAGAUCACAAGUCGGACUAAACGACCGAGAUAGCGACCUCCUUGGGAUCCCUACAAUGCAUGAAUCCCACCAUUCCACCUUUUGCACCCAAAAUCCGUGUUGCUUGGACUACUCAUUUUCCGGAACAAAUGUGGAUCAACCUCCUGCUGUGAUCGGUGACGGCGAAGGCUUGAUGAGUAACACGGAAACCGUGAGAAUGGGGACAUUGCAACGAAAGUCGAAACCAAAGAGUCCACUGAACAACCGUUCAGCGGCAGUUGUGGAUGAUAUAAUCAUGAACAGGUCCACACACAUACCGUCUGAAAUACACUUCGUUCGAUCAUCGCAAAAGUCAGAUCAGCACUCGGCAUCUCCAAACCCCAGCCCAUAUGACAAUCAGUCAGCUCAAACCUUUCCUUCAGUAGAUUGAAACUUCACGG
Molecule: messenger RNA, 5138 nt
Organism: Opisthorchis viverrini
Lineage: Eukaryota; Metazoa; Platyhelminthes; Trematoda; Opisthorchiida; Opisthorchiidae
Exons: 14
Biological process (GO): cell-cell adhesion
Cellular component (GO): cell-cell junction
Molecular function (GO): cell adhesion molecule binding
Source: RefSeq, a predicted model, not a curated record